This is a messenger RNA of Ruditapes philippinarum (Manila clam), 2790 nucleotides long. RefSeq lists its product as uncharacterized. NCBI's taxonomy places the organism in Eukaryota, Metazoa, Mollusca, Bivalvia, Venerida, Veneridae. The record is from RefSeq and is a predicted model, not a curated record. The transcript is spliced from 2 exons. The coding region runs from base 243 to 2129 and encodes 628 amino acids.
GUCGCAACAUGUAAAUAAGAUUUGUUAUCUCUGAUAGUAUAUAACUAACAAUAGGUUUAUAUUAGUGAUCUACAUUAAUGAUCUCCUUGUUCACGUACUUAAACAUAGAUACACUAUUAAAGUAUUUUUAUCUCUUUACCAACGGAUUGUUUAAUUCCGAAAUAAAGCGAAAUAAAUUUAUUGUUUCGUUUUCAAAUUUCUGAAAAUGACAGGAAUAUAACAGUAGGAAGAAAAACUAAAGAAUGACUCGCCGCCCAGAGAGAUUGAAAGCUACAAAACUGUAUGGAUCUGAAAACGUAGCAGAUCAAUUAAAAGCGCCAGGAGAGAAUGGCAACAAACUGACGAAUCAAAACCCAAGUACCACGGAUAAGAAUCAACCAAAUUCUAAAUCAUUAAAGACUGGUAUUGUCGACAAAGAAGUGCCAAUGAAUUCAAACACAGAUACAACUUCAAAACCAGUAAGCACACAACAAAAACAUGGAGCGAAACUACAAAAUUCUAAGAUCCAGCCAACAGAAACGGGAGAGGAAAAUCUGAAAAGUAAUUGGGUAAAUGGAUUACCAAAAGGAUUUGUUACUCGCACUGAAAUGGAACAAAGGGUGAAUAGAAACAAUUUUGUCGUUGGUGAAAAACAGUUAAAAUCUCAGAGUAAUGAAGCAGGUGCUUUGAGUUAUGAUAAGUCAAAUAAUAACGCCAUUUCUAAAGGAAAUGUACAUUCUAAAGUUCCAUCUGGCUUCGUUACAUUGAAGGACAUGGAAACCCGCAUUAAAAACAGAAAAACAAAAUCAACGAAACUAACGCCACUGUACCUAGAAGAGGAAACAGAUGAGACACUAAAAAUUCCUUCAGUAAAUUUUGACCGAGAUCCACGCAUUAAAACUAAACCUAAUCCAAACGGUAUACAUGUUUUCAGUAAACUAGAAAAAAUAAAAGACGAAGCAAAAGAGACAGAUGAAGUCAAGCAAACAGACACGAGAUUACCAAAACGAAAUAAAGCUGGUGUUAACAAUGCGCUAAAAAUGGCAAAAGUAUCUAAAUUUAACAAUCAGGCAGUACCUAUGAGUUCCGAAAACGAGGAAGCAGUAAUAACUUUGAAGGAAAUUGAAAAGCAAAAAGGAAAUCACUUCUCUGAUACAAAUGAACAAGGAAGAAGAGAGAGUGGUGGUUCUGGAAAACAGCCAAGCAUAACAAUAACGCCAAGAAUGACAAGCACAGCCAUCCCAAAGGCGCCGAGAAAUAAUGCCCAAGCAAACAGUUUAAAAAGCGAUACAUUUGAAUCAGUGAAGAUAAUGUUAAUGAAUGCAAAUGGGAAGAAUGAUAAAGGUGGAACACCGACUGAAAGAAGGAAAAAUGCCAUACAAAAUGUAAUUCUAAAGCAUUCUCCAAAGAUUGUGCUUUUCCAAGAGUUUAGUUGGAAAGGCAUCACUGGUAAAACAUGGGCUAAAUACCCGUUCCCGGAACAUUACGUAUACAAGGGUCAUUAUGAUGCAAGUAUAAUGUACGAUUCUUCUUGUAUAACUGUGAAGGACCUCCCCUCAUCCGAUAUACAAACCAUCCUCUCCGGUUUACAAAGUAGCGCUAACAACCGCUUAAAAAGGACAUUUCCUAUGGAUUUUAAUCCUGUUGCUCGUAUGUGUCUAUCAAGAGUUUCCACCCCUUCCAAGCCUGCUCUAGAUUUCAUCUGCAUAUCAUGGCACGGUAAGUCAAAUGAAAAUGGGGGAGGAAGAAUGAAAGAGCUGAAAAAGAUUGAAUAUUUUGAGUAUUGGAUGGAAUUUUUAAGACACAUCAGGGAAAAGUAUAAGUUACCAAUAGUAGCAGGAGGAGACUAUAAUGUGGACAUGUAUAGCAUUGAAACAUAUGUGACAAGCCCAUUUAAACUCUGUAUCUAUGAAACAUCCAUGAGGAGAACUGUACGAGGAAUAGUCGACUACUGCAUUGUUACAGAUGAUCUUGAUUUCACGGAGAUCUCGUGGGUAAAUCUUGAUCGUGACACAAGCGUAUACCAUCCGAAUGAAAUUCUGGAUCAUGACCCGAUAGUUGGAUCUUUAUCUGUUAGUUUACUUGGUGCCUCUGAUGUGAAACUGGGAAUGAAGAAAUCUUGGCCCUCGCCGAUUGUCAAGCCAACGUAAUUUAUUCCAGGUGUAUUGAUAAAACAAAAAACGCUUUUGAGUCUUGCAUAUACUGUUUAGAUGGGCAAUUAUAUCAAUAAUUAUUCAACUGAUGUUAAACAAGUCAACAUUAAUAGCUGGAAUCCUUUAGCAUAUUUUAGCAAUCUUCAUUAGUAAUAUAUAAUAAUAUAAUUCCCAUCUUUUGGGUAUCAGGGAUAAUUAUUCUUGCCAGUAUUAUCUUCAAGGCCAAUUAUAUUAUUUUGCAUUUGCUGUAUAUCGUUCGUUGUUUUAAAGCUGCAUACCUACAUAUGAGCCAAAAAAUUUUUUAGAAAAUAAAACAAAAUGUGAGCCAAAAAGAUUUUAAGAAAAGUAAAAAGGUUGAAGAUUCCAGUAAUAAAUAAUUCACAUGUUUUGUGCGAUAAAUGACUAAUUUUUCAAUAUUUAUUACAUGUACCAUAUUAACACUGCAUGACUUACGUUGUGAUGACUAUUUUUGCACAUUAUUCACAACCUCCAAAAAACCCUCUUUUUAGUAAUAUUUCGUGGCUUGUAAGUGCUAAUUAUUUUCUUUGUUUACUUCACAUUGUUUUUACUUUUAAUCACAUUUUCAAGAUUUUCACGAAAUUUAGCCUGAAUCUGUAGGCAUGCUGCUUUAAUUGAUAAUCGAGAUUUUAACUAUUUU